CUUGUGGUUAGAAGCAUAGCUCUUUGUUAGUUUGAGGUGUCAACGUCAUUGAUUUUCUUGACUUCCUCUCUACAGCCCUUUAUGAAAAUACAGAACAGAAAGGGGUUUCAAACUAACUUCUGCUUACAAGUUCAGUGGACGAACAAGAACUAUCUACAUCGUCAUUAUUCAUGCUGUUAAUCUGUGAAGGACGAUGGCAUCUAUUGAAGAGCUGCUUCUGAACUCACUGAUGGACCUGAUAGAACCUGAACUGAGUCAGUUUCAGUGGCACUUAAAGAAACAUGAGCGUAUAUCAAAUUCUGAAAUGGAGAAUGCAGAUAGGUUAAAAACGGUUGAUAAGAUGGUUGCAAGUUUUGGACCAGAAGAAGCUGUGAAGACCACGUUGGAGAUCCUGAGGAAGAUGAACCACAAUAAUCUGGCUGAGCAGCUGGAGAACAAUCACAAGCAAGGCUCAACUGCAGACGACAGUCAAGUUAUUCUUCAUGAUUACACAGAGACCAGCCUCAAACUGAAGAAAAAAUUAAAACAAGACUACAACCGGAUACUGAUUGGUAAUUCAGAGACGGGUCAUCGGAAAUGCCUGAACGAUAUCUACACUGAUUUAUAUGUGGUGGAGAAUGAGACUGGAGGAAGAGUAAACGACCAUGAGAUCGAAUCAAAUCAGAACAGACUGACUGCCAAGGAGAAGCCAAUCAAGUGUAAUGACAUGUUUAAAGUCCAGUCCACAGGUCAACAAAACAGAAAAGUGCUGACAAUGGGGAUCGCAGGAGUAGGAAAAACUGUCUCUGUCAAUAAAUUCAUCUUUGACUGGGCUGAAGGAAAAGAAAAUCAGGAUAUAGUCUUCAUAUUUCCACUUCCAUUCCGUAGAUUGAAUUUGAUUAAAGAAGAGUACAGUCUCAUGGGAAUGCUUAACAAAUACUUUUUUAGUAGUCCUGAAGAACUGCCCUCUCUUCCUGAAGGUGAUGGUAAAGUUAUGUUCAUCUUUGAUGGGCUGGAUGAAUGUCGCUUUCCUUUGAACUUCAAAGAAGAUGACAUAUUUACAAAUGUAAAUGAAAAAACAACAGUGAGUAAGAUAAUAAUAAACCUUAUGAAGACACAUCUGGUUCCCUCUGCUCUCAUCUGGAUCACAUCCAGACCAGCAGCAGCCAGUCUGAUACCCCGAGACUACACUGAUCAAGUGACAGAGGUGCGUGGAUUUAACAAUGAACAGAAAGAGCAAUACUUCAUCAAAAACAGUCCUAAGGUUUCUGAAAACAUUAUCCGUCACAUCAGGAAAUUCAGGAGCCUGUACAUCAUGUGUCAUAUCCCUGUAUUCUGCUGGAUCUCUCUUACUGUUCUUCAGCCUCUACUGGCUCGAGAGAGCAAUGACAAAACACCCACAACACUCACAGGGAUGUACACAAGUUUCUUAAUUUCUCAGCAGCAACAGAUGGAAAAAAAAUACUGUGAUGGCCCUGAACCUGAAGCCAAUGCAAGGUCUUUUGAUGAGAUUAUUCUGAAGCUUGGGAAACUGGCCUUUAAACAGUUGGAGAAAGGAAACCUGAUUUUCUACAAAAAAGAUCUUGAGGAAUGUGGAUUGGAUGUCAACGAAGGGUCAGUGUACUCAGGGCUUUGCACCCAGAUGUUUCAGGAGGAAAAGGUUUCAGCAAGAAAAGUUUACAGCUUCAUACAUCUCAGCAUACAGGAAUUCCUUGCUGCUCUUUAUGUGUUUUUGACAGGAACGUACAAAAACCCAUUUCUUGAAACCUGGGAAAAACUGACAUGGAAUUUAUCCAAAAAGCCACUGUUUAUGCUUCAUAAGGCUGCAGUCAAGAAGGCUUUGCAAAGCGAGAACGGACACCUGGACCUUUUCCUCCGGUUCCUCCUGGGUCUCUCAUUGGAGUCCAAUCAGAAUGACCUAAAGGAACUACUGCCAAAACUGAAACUGAAAACAGAGAACAUGAAAAUCACUGCUGACUAUAUCAAAAAGAAAAUAGAGAAGGAGAAAUCGGUAGAGAGGACCAUUAAUCUCUUCCACUGUCUGAGUGAACUGAAUGAUGACUUUAUAGAGGAAAUCCAGAAGAAUUUGAGCUCAGGAAAUUUUUCAGCACAGAAUCUCUCCUCUGCUCAGUGGUCGGGUCUGGUGUUUCUGCUCCUCAUGUCAGAAGAGACUCAAGAAAAGUUUGAAAUGCAGAAAUACAGAAGAUCUGAUGAAUCACUGAUGAGACUGCUGCCAGUCAUCAAAAACACCAGAAGAGCACUGCUACAGUGUUGUAAUCUCACUGCUCAGUCCUGUGAACUUUUGUCUUCAACUCUACAAUCAUCAAACUCUGUCCUAAGAGAGCUGGACCUGAGUAACAAUGACCUCCAGGAUUCUGGAGUGAAGAUUUUUUCUAAAACACUAAGGAGUCCAAACUGUCAGCUGGAGAUACUGAAAUUACCCACAUGUAAUCUCACUGCUCAGUGUUGUGAGAGUUUGUCUUCAGCUCUACAAUCCUCCUUCCUGAGAGAGCUGGACCUGAGUAACAAUGACCUCCAGGAUUCAGGAGUGAAGCUUCUUUCUGACGGACUGAAGGACCAUAAAAGUCCAAACUGUCAGCUGAAGAUACUGAGAUUUCCCACAUGUAAACUCACUGCUCAGUGUUGUGAGAGUUUGUCUUCAGUUCUUCAGUCCUCAAACUCCUUCCUGAGAGAGCUGGACCUGAGUAACAAUGACCUCCAAGAUUCAGGAGUGAAGCUUCUUUCUGAUGGACUGAAGAGUCUGAACUGUCAGCUGGAGAUAAUGAGAUUGUCUGGCUGUAUGGUGACAGAGGAAGGCUGUGGUUAUGUGUCUUUAGCUAUGAGUUCAAACCCCUCACACCUGAGAGAGCUGGAUCUGAGCUACAAUCACCCAGGAGAUUCAGGAGUCAAGCUGCUCACUGAUAAACUCAACCAUCCAGACUACAGACUGGAUAACCUCAAUGUGGAUCAUGGAGGAGAGAUCAGGAUUACAGCAGGACUGCGCAAAUAUUCUCAUCAGUUCACUCUGGAUCUGAACACAACACAUAAACGCCUCCAUCUGUCUAAGAAGAACAGGCAGAUCACUGACACUCUCAUAGCCUUUCGGUCGUAUCCUGAUCAUCCAGACAGAUUUGAUUGUUUUCCUCAGGUGUUGUGUAGAGAGAGUGUGUGUGGACGCUGUUACUGGGAGACUGACAUUGAGUUGAGUGAGGAUGUGGAUGUAUCAGUGUCAUAUAAGAGCAUCAGCAGGAAGGGACGGGGUAAUGAGUGUAAGUUUGGAUGUAAUGAUCAGUCCUGGAGUUUGAACUGCUCUGACUUACAUUACACAUUCAGGCACAAUAACAUAAAGACUAAAAUCCCUCUAAAGCCCAUUAGCCUUAUAUAUAAUAAAAUAGGAGUGUAUGUGGAUCACAAUGCAGGAAUUCUGUCCUUCUACAGCGUCUUCAGAGACUCAAUGAGCCUCAUCCACACAGUCCAGACCACAUUCACUCAACCGCUCUAUCCUGGGUUUAGGGUUAGUUCUGGAUCAUUAGUGAAACUGUGUUGAUGAAUCAGAAUAGACUGUAGAGAGAUUCUACCCAUAAUACUUUGAGCUGCAUGAUAAAUCAGUGACUGUCACAGGACGGAUUCACUAGAUAAUCCAAGAUAAGAGGCUAGGCGCAGAAAGACAAUGAACACUUAUAUUUAAUACAGUGGUUCCCAAACUUGGGGGCACGGCAAGGCUGAGGGAUAGUGUACAGUCAGCAGUUUAGUAUGCAAAAUAAACCUCUGCAGGGUGAUACAAGACCACACUUUUUUUUAAUUACCUUAUUUUUAAGUACUACCUAAUUUUUAAUUACCUUAUUUUGCGGCCACUUGCCAGAUAAGUAAAUAAUUGAACACAAAAUAUUUAUUUGACAUUUUAUUACCUCAAAAUGAUUUGCAGUAUCCUCUUGAGUGCUGUGUUGAUGAAUCAAUUCAGUCUUCUACACUGAUCACACAGUAAACAAUGCAGUGCUUUCAGGUAUUCUCUUUCUUUCAAAGUAUUGUCAUUGCUUCAUAACAUUAAGGUUGAACCACUGCAGUCACUUCAAUAUUUUAACAAUAUUUAGUACCUUUCUGGACCUUGAAAGUGGUGGUUAAAUUGAGUCUAUAUAGUCAUAUACCUCUCGGAUUUCAUCAAAAAUAUCUUAAUUUGUGUUCUGAAGAUGAACAAAGGUCUUAUAGGUGUGGAAAUUAUAUGGGUAAGUAAUUAAUGAGAGAAUUUUCAUUUUUGGGUGAACUAACCCUUUAACUAGUGGCCAUGAGAAAUAGAUGUUGUUCAACUUAUCACAUUCGCAUAAGUUAAUAUGAUGUUCCCACAAAUUAAUAUCUUGUGGCCAUGACAACUAAAUGAACUGAACAUGUCAACUUCCGGCCACAUUAACAAUGCUAGAAUACUACGUUUUUGUUUUUAAUGAUCUGCAUCAGUUUAAAGAUUUAAAGUUGUAUGUGAAAGUAUUGCAUGUGUGUGGAAAUCUUUCUUCAAAUGUAUAUGAAUA
Molecule: messenger RNA, 4499 nt
Organism: Ctenopharyngodon idella (grass carp)
Lineage: Eukaryota; Metazoa; Chordata; Actinopteri; Cypriniformes; Xenocyprididae
Product: NACHT, LRR and PYD domains-containing protein 12-like
Exons: 9
Coding region: 194-3526 (1110 amino acids)
Molecular function (GO): protein binding
Source: RefSeq, a predicted model, not a curated record